Molecule: messenger RNA, 2053 nt
Organism: Cladophialophora immunda
Lineage: Eukaryota; Fungi; Ascomycota; Eurotiomycetes; Chaetothyriales; Herpotrichiellaceae
Exons: 2
Coding region: 88-1869 (593 amino acids)
Biological process (GO): tRNA methylation
Cellular component (GO): tRNA (m1A) methyltransferase complex; nucleus
Source: RefSeq, a predicted model, not a curated record
AUCUGUCUCAUAUUUAUAUCUAGAAGAAUGACGAUUAAGAGCUAAAGCCCCUCAUCAAGCUCGCGGAGUGCAUUAUCAAGCGGCGAAAUGGACUUUUCAGUAAUCCAACCUUACCAAUAUGUGGCCAUCCGGCUACCCUCAGAUCAGACGAAAGUCGAACAAAUGGUCCCCAACACUCUGAUAAACCUGGGCAAAUAUGGGUCUUUCCGCACAAACCAGAUCAUGGGCCGGCCGUACCACCUAACUUUUGAGAUUCUUGACCGGUCCGAGGUCAAGAACGGCAGAGAGCUCCGAGUUGUGCAGGCCGCCGAAUUGCAUGCCGUCGCUCUGGUCGAGCAGGCGGAGACGGAAGAUGUGCCGACCCCGGUGACUGAGCUGGACGACGCGGGACUCUCACAGCAGCCGACGCCCAAAUCCAACGUCAACACCCACGACGACCCCACGAAUCAGAAGCUGACCAUGACCGAGAUCGAAUCUCUCAAGCGGAACACCAUGGGCAGCGGGAGAGAACUGAUCGAGAAGAUCAUGCAAUCCCAUUCCACCCUUGAUCAGAAGACGGCCUUCUCUCUCGCCAAAUAUACGCUCAGAAAGCACAAGAAGUACAUGAAGCAGUUUACUGUGCUGCCGCUGGAUGUGACGACGCUGGUAGAUUGGAUGAUGGCCGACCGGGAGUUUGCGAAGAUCAUGGAGAUGAGAAACGAGGCCGUCGGCCUGCUCGGGUGUUGGGCGAAUGUCCACGCUGCCGGGCAAGACUCUGCCAUGCUCGCUAACAUGGAUCCAUAUUCCCGGUAUCUGGUUGUAGAUGACACGGGCGGUCUACUCGUUGCAGCUAUGGCCGAGAGGAUGGGCGUUCUACACCAAACACACUUCGGACACGAGGCGACUGCCUCCGCCGAAGAUGAAGACGUGGACGAGGAACAACCCGAUGAGGUAGCGCCACAUUUACAUCGAAGGUCACACCGCGAACAUUACCGCCGCUUGGCCAUGAGCGCAUCAUCCAGCACGAUCACCCUCGUGCACGCGAAUCAACAGCCCAACCUAGGCCUAUUACGUUAUUUCAACUUUGACUCCAACGCCCCCACUGCUUCCCAUCCAUUAUACACACACCUUAAGACCCUCUCGUGGCUACAGCUGCUUGAACCUGAGUCCGGCACCACGUACCAAGAACCGCCCACGAUACCGGAUUCGGAACUGGCGAGGAUGAAAUCGAACCGAAGGAGUGCUUACUACCGCAAACGACGACGGUGGGAACGUGUCAAGAACGUCGUCGACGAGACCCAGGCGGGCGGCUUCAACGGCCUGAUCGUCGCCAGUUUCACCGAUCCGGCAUCGACAUUGCGCCAUCUCGUGCCUUUGUUGGCGGGCGGGAGCCAAGUGGUGGUCUACUCGCCGCACGCCGAACCUCUCGUUGAACUGGCGGACUACUACUCUACGGCACGGCGGACUGCGUUCAUCAAUACACCUCUGGAACAAAGGACUGUGCCGUCAGAGGACUUCCCGGUUGAUCCGACACUGCUCUUAGCGCCGACAGUGCAGACUGCAAGAGUGAGGAAGUGGCAGGUCUUGCCGGGCCGGACGCAUCCAUUGAUGACGGGAAGGGGUGGGGCAGAGGGCUAUAUCUUCGUAGCGACUAGAGUUGUGCCUGCGGAGGGAAAGGUUGAGGCGAGAGGUAGACCGCCUAGGGGAAAGAAGGCCAAGGUCGAAGACAUGUCGACCGGAAGCCCAGUUGAAGGUGAACUGGAAGGAGGAAAGAGAACGGCAGAUAUUGAGGAGACACCCCAGUCGCCGCUAAAGAAACUAAAGGUCGGGGCUGUGGCGCAGGAACAGGGCGAUCUAGAGGCGCUUGAGGCUGUCAACGACCAGGCAUAAAUGGGUUGAGACGAAGGCCAGGCGAAAACUGAGCAUGGCUUGUUCUGGAUGGUGAAUCAUAUUCCAUGGACCUAAUUCUCCUCAUUUGCCUGAGAAACAGAUAUCAAUACUCUUUUUCUCAUCACCAGUCCAUCCAGAACAACUCCAAUGGCUCAUGCUGUUCCCUCAACGUUUGUCUAUAAAC